Molecule: messenger RNA, 396 nt
Organism: Capronia epimyces CBS 606.96
Lineage: Eukaryota; Fungi; Ascomycota; Eurotiomycetes; Chaetothyriales; Herpotrichiellaceae
Exons: 2
Coding region: 1-396 (131 amino acids)
Source: RefSeq, a predicted model, not a curated record
AUGACUGCCGCUUUGUCUGGCACCGGCGAGGCCGCCUCAAGGACACUAAGCACUGCGACCCCUUCCGAACCGUCGAAGACCAUACAGAUGCCCGGGAUGCGAGUCAAUGGCAAAAACUGGCAUGCUCCCAAAAAGGCAUUCCGCCCGACAGCUGGCCAGAUAUCCUACGCCAAAAGGAAAGAACAGGACAAGAUCAAGCAAGCAAUAAAAGCCAAAGAGCAAGAGAUGAAAGCAGAGAAAGAGCAGCAACGGACUGAAAGAAUACAAGUCAUCAAGGAUCGGAGAAAGGCCAGAGAAGAAAAAGAACGAUACGAAAAGAUGGCUGAAAAGAUGCAUAAGAAAUUGGUGGAAAGAAGAAAGCGAAGAGAGAAGAGGAACAAAUUGCUGAAAAGCUGA